AUGCUACAUGUACCGCAGUCAACAUCCGCACUGCCAUUACUUCGCACUCGUUUUAUAUUGCUGCUGCUAUCGCUCAUAUUCCUCAUCGCAUCCGAGUCUGCGUCUGUUGCGACAUUCGCAAAACACAAGAGCAUCCAGCAUCUUAUAAACAGUUCGGUGCAAACUGGUGUGACUGUAGAGCUAGGAUACCACGAUGUGAUGAUUACCAUAGUCGUCUUCUUCAUUGCCGCACAGCUCCUGACGACCCUCGUAUCAAAUAUUGUAAUCGUCCAUCUACAAAACGUCUACAACAUCUUACCUCCUCGUAUUGCCAAGAAACUCGGUCUCGCGAAUACCCAGUUGGCAUCCUCUACACUCGGGUAUCAGGCACUGGCAUUCGCAGUUCUCCUCAUAUUCAACGUCAUAUCACUCGCAUUCUUUACAGUAUACACGUUCACCCGAGGGCAUACCAUCGAAGUCGAGGCAACGGAGAACCUGAACUUGCCUGCGGAUUUUGGUCCAACGUUGAUAGGACAACUGGGAAUCGCCGUGGCAUACCGCGAUGCUGGUUAUAGUGAGCAGGCAGCCAGGUUUCGCAUCCCCUACUCUGGCUCUGAUAUAUAUCAUACCCGUAUAGUCACACUCGGUGUUGAAUUGUCGUGGAUUGCACUGUUCUUGUCUGCACUUACUAUGCUGGCUACAGGAAUCGCCUGGCAUAAACGACGAGCACCGACACCGUCUCUUGCUUCCACUCAGAUUGAACUUGGAAAGGGCGAGGCUGUUGUUGAGGUCAUGGCGGCCAUUGAGGAUAAAGAUCCGCGAUCACACUGA
This is a messenger RNA of Pleurotus ostreatus (oyster mushroom), 810 nucleotides long. RefSeq lists its product as uncharacterized. NCBI's taxonomy places the organism in Eukaryota, Fungi, Basidiomycota, Agaricomycetes, Agaricales, Pleurotaceae. The transcript has 3 exons. The coding region runs from base 1 to 810 and encodes 269 amino acids. The record is from RefSeq and is a predicted model, not a curated record.